Acinonyx jubatus (cheetah) is the source of this 4317-nucleotide messenger RNA. It is a transcript of the gene AMER1, whose product is annotated as APC membrane recruitment protein 1. Lineage: Eukaryota; Metazoa; Chordata; Mammalia; Carnivora; Felidae. Gene Ontology annotation, molecular function: beta-catenin binding; phosphatidylinositol-4,5-bisphosphate binding. The transcript has 2 exons. Gene Ontology annotation, biological process: regulation of canonical Wnt signaling pathway. Gene Ontology annotation, cellular component: plasma membrane. Bases 286 to 3714 code for a protein of 1142 amino acids. The record is from RefSeq and is a predicted model, not a curated record.
GAGUCUGCGGGGAGGGAGUAUGGGGGAGCUGCCGAAAGCCUCGGGAAGGGGAGCCAGUGCAGGAGGUGAAGAGCAGCGGCGGCGGUGGCGGCAGGAACAGCAGUGGAGGCGAUCUCAGCCACAGAAGCCUAAGCUCCAGCCCCAGCGCAGCAGACAGUAACCGGGCUGGAAACCGAACCGAGCCGGGCCCAACUGUGAUGCUUCCUGACGGAUGAUGUUAUAACAGUGCCUGGAAGCCAAAGGGCUGCUUUUUUAGCUGAACAUACCUGAGUUGUCCCCAUAACCAUGGAGACUGGAAAGGAUGAAGCUUCUCAGGCCAAGGGAGCAGCAGCCUCUAUGGACACCCAGGACCAACGGGCAGAGAAAGGAGCCAAGAACAAUGCAGCUGAGAUGACAGAAGAGCCAGUGUCAGAGCCACCCUCAUCUGGCCCAGGUAGGCUGAAGAAAACUGCCAUGAAACUUUUUGGUGGCAGGAAGGGUAUCUGUACCCUGCCUAGUUUCUUUGGAGGGGGGCGAAGCAAAGGUUCUGGGAAAGGCAUCUCCAAGAAGGGUCUUAGCAAGAGCAAGACCCACGAUGGCCUGACUGAAGCAGCCCAUGGCCCUGAAGACAGUGUCAGUGAAGGAACCAGAUUUGCCUUACCUUUGCCUGAAUCACCUUGCCAACUUCCCAGUUCUCAGAGUGCCCAUGGGGUUUUGGAGACAGGCUCCAAAAGCAAAACAUCUGUGGCUGGAGCGACAGACAAAGCUGGGGCUGAGAAGGUUCCCUCUGUGCCCAAGCCAAAGAAAGGCCUGAAAGGUUUUUUCAGCAGUAUCCGCCGUCACCGGAAAAGCAAGGUCUCUGGGGCUGAACAAAAUAAGCUAGGGGCCAAGGGGUCUGAAGGGGCCAGAGCCAGGCCUCAUGAACGUGUAAGCUCAGCCCUUCUGCCCUGUGCUGAGGAUAUCCUCCAAGCUCACAGAAAGGAAAAUGCCAAAACCCAAGAUACCCCUGGGUCAAAAGUUUCUUUAGUACCAGAGUCUUCUCCAGCAGUCACUGAGAAGACAGCCUGUAAAGAUACAGAAAAACCCAUGGAGGACUGUGCCUCAGCACUUCUGCAGUCCAAGUCUGCCUCUGAAGCCAGUGGCCCAGAGGAGCCCCACAGUCCAAAAACAGGGGAGAAAUUGGUAGCAGAAGAGGUAAAUCCACCAAAUGGCCCUGUUGGGGACCAGCUGAGCCUCCUGUUUGGGGAUGUCACAUCCCUGAAAAGUUUUGACUCACUGACAGGUUGUGGUGACAUCAUAGCAGAGCAGGACAUGGACAGUAUGACAGACAGCAUGGCCUCUGGAGGCCAGAGGGCAAAUCGAGAUGGGACCAAGAGAAGUUCCUGCCUGGUGACCUACCAAGGAGGUGGGGAGGAGAUGGCCUUGCCAGAUGAUGAUGAUGAGGAAGAAGAGGAGGAUGACGAGGUAGAAUUAGAGGAAGAAGAAGAGGAUGUCAAGGAGGAAGAAGAUUAUGACUUAGAGUAUCUGUGGGCAAGUGCCCAGAUGUACCCAAGACCCAAUCUGCAUUUAGGCUACCAUCCCAUCACAUCUCCAGGAGAGCAUGGCUACAUGCUCCUUGACUCAGUUCGAUCUUAUCCUGGCUUAGCCCCUGGGGACCUUUUGACUCCUCAGAGUGACCAGCAAGAGUCUGCCCCCAAUAGUGAUGAGGGUUAUUAUGACUCCACAACACCUGGAUUUGAGGGUGAUUCAGGUGAGACCUUAGGGCUUGUCCGCAGGGAUUGCCUGCCCCGAGAUAGCUACAGUGGAGAUGCCCUGUAUGAGUUCUAUGAGCCAGAUGAUAGUCUUGAGGCCUCCCCACCUCUGGAUGACUGUCUUUAUGACCUCCAUGGUCGCAGCUCUGAAAAAUUUGACCCCUUCUUGAACUUUGAGCCCUUUUCUUCCUCUCGGCCACCUGGGGCAAUGGAGACAGAAGAAGAACGGCUAGUGACCAUCCAGAAACAGUUGUUAUAUUGGGAGCUUCGGCGAGAGCAGCUCGAGGUCCAAGAGGCUCAGGAGGCAUGUGCCCGAGAGGCUCACACCAGGGAGUUUUAUACCCAAGAAACUCAUGCCAGGGAGACCCAUGCCCGAGAAGCUCAUGUCAAAGAGGCCCAAGCCCGAGAGGCCUAUGCCAGGGAGACCUGUGCUAGGGAAGCACAUGCCCGAGAGGCCCAUGCUCGAGAGGCUCAAGUCCGGGAGGUUCAGGCCUGGCAAGAGAAGCCCAUCAUGGAAUAUCAGAUGAGGCCCUUAGGCCCAUCAGUGAUGGGCCUAGUGGCAGGGACAUCAGGGGCCUCUCAGACUUCCCACCGGGGAACCACCUCAGCUUUCCCUACCACUGCAGGCAGUGAGCCAGACUGGAGGGACUUCCGUCCUCUAGAGAAACGUUUUGAGGGAAUCUGCUCCAAGAAAGAUCAAAGUACCUGUCUAAUGCAGCUCUUCCAAAGUGAUGCUAUGUUUGAGCCAGACAUGAAAGAAGCAAAUUUUGGAGGAUCUCCCAGGAAGGCUUACCCUACUUAUUCACCCCCUGAGGAUCCAGAGGAAGAAGAGGUUGAGAAGGAAGGGAAUGCCACUGUAAGUUUCUCACAGGCCCUUGUGGAGUUCACCAGCAGUGGAAACCUCUUCUCCAGCAUGUCCUGCAGCUCUGACUCUGACUCAUCCUUCACUCAAAACCUCCCUGAGCUACCCCCUAUGGUGACCUUUGACAUUGCUGAUGUGGAACGGGAUGGGGAAGGCAAGUGUGAAGAGAAUCCUGAGUUCCAGAAUGAUGAAGACCUUGCAGCCUCCUUGGAAGCUUUUGAGCUGGGCUACUACCAGAAACACACAUUCACCAACUACCACAGCCGAUUCUACCAAGGUCUGCCCUGGGGUGUGAGCAGUCUCCCUCGGUACUUGGGACUGCCUGGCAUGCACCCUCGACCUCCACCUGCUGCCAUGGCCCUCAACAGGAGAAGCCGCUCUCUGGACACUGCGGAGACCCUGGAGCUGGAGCUCUCAAAUUCCCACCUGGCCCAGGGAUACAUGGUGUCUGAUGAGCUUCAGUUUCAGCAGCAAGAUUCAAAUGAAGAAGAAGAAGGAGGAGGAGGAGGUGGAGGAGGAGGAGAAUGGGGAAGAGACAGUCCUUUGUCCCUGUAUACUGAACCACCAGCAGCCUACGACUGGCUUGCCUGGGCUCCCUGUCCUCUCCCAAUGGGGCCAGGCCCUGCCUGGAUAAGUCCCAGCCAAUUGGAUGAGUCUUCUGGCCCUUCUCCAUAUGGGCAGACAACCUGUUGCAUACCUCCUGUGGCCAUGUCAAUGUUGCUCUCAGUAUCAGGGCCAGAGCUAAGGGUACCUGGGAUAUCCAGGCCUCAGCUAGCUCGGCCUUCACACCUACCCCUUCCCAUGGUCCCUUGUUAUAACCUGCAGCCACAGGCCUCUCAGAAUAUGAGAGCCAGGCCUCAAGAUAUGCUGUUGCCUAUUGAUGAGCCCAGUCGCUCCUCCAGUUCUGGAGGCUUCAACCCCAGCCCUCUGUCCCAGGCCAAGCCUGUGGGCAUCACUUAUGGCAUCCCUCAGCUGUCCAGGGUCCAGCCUGAGCCCCAACAGCCUCAACCCAUUCACUACAGGGCUUCCAGCCUUGACCUGUCAAAGGAGAGGGCUGAGCAAGGUGCCUAUCUCCCCACCAGCUAUUCCUCCACUGCUGUGAAUGGAAACCUAGCUGAGUAGUCAUCAUCUAUUCUGGAGUGGGGGCAUGGGGCCUAAGCAUGUGAUUGGGGAUCAGGGGUUGAGCAGAGGGGUGGGGGGUGGGGGUUGCUAUUUAACUUGAAAAUCCUUUUGGCCAAGGAAAGCUCCUAUGAGUUUUUGCCUUUGUUUUCCCACUUCCCUCUUCUGCCAAUCUGUGGUCACAUUCAGCUUGAGUACAUCUUCCCUGGGAGGCUACUGCUGCUCUGUGCUCCAGUUUUCCCUUUUGGGGUUUCUUGUUGCCCAUGCAGGAUUUGAGAUGCUGUACUUUUGUGACUAUUCCAGUUGCCCAGUUAGUGAUUAUAUAUAUAGCAUGCAUCCUUGACACAGGCUGACCCGUUAAUAUCCCUGCCACCACCCCCCCCACACAGUGAAUGAUGCACCACUGAUGAGCAGCCAGGUCUGCACUGCUUCCCACUUAAGGACAGAGGGCUUGUUUGCUAUUAACAAUGUGAAAUAAUGGUACAGAUCCUCUCCACCCCCACUCCCUUCAGUCUUGGCAUAGCUGCCACCAAUACAUCAGAUGAUUAUAUAAUCUGUUCACCCCAGCUAGCUGCCCUUAGAGAGGAUCAAGUAGCAUAUGUCUUA